Paramormyrops kingsleyae is the source of this 2743-nucleotide messenger RNA. RefSeq names its product APC membrane recruitment protein 2 (gene amer2). NCBI's taxonomy places the organism in Eukaryota, Metazoa, Chordata, Actinopteri, Osteoglossiformes, Mormyridae. Gene Ontology annotation, molecular function: phosphatidylinositol-4,5-bisphosphate binding; beta-catenin binding. Gene Ontology annotation, cellular component: plasma membrane. Gene Ontology annotation, biological process: regulation of canonical Wnt signaling pathway. The record is from RefSeq and is a predicted model, not a curated record.
GAGAGAGGAGGAGAGGGAGAGAGGUACAGUGAGAAAGCAGUGUGUGGAGAGCGCAGCGGCAGCACUGAGUGUGGCGGCGGCAGCGGCAGUGGACAUGGAUGUGCAGAACCAGAGCAGCGAGGCCCUCUCAUGCGAGCCUGCGGCCCCUGGACGCAUCAAUAGGGCUGCCUUCAAGCUGUUUGGCCAACGCAGGGCGGGGGCAGCACUGGGCAGGAGCCGGACGCAUGAUGGGCUGGGUGAACGCGAUAAGGAAGAUGGUGGUGAGCCAGUGGGCGGGGCCAGGCGCCUGUCCCGCCCCCACGCUGCCACUGCUGCGGCCCGCCACGCCGUCACCAAGUCACUCAGCUUCUUCUCGCUACUGCGCCGGAGUGGGCGGGGGGGUGCCAGCGAGCCACGGCCCUCCCGGCAGCGUACGGGCCUGCGGGGACUGCUGGGGAGUAUGCGCUGGCCUCGGCGGCACAAGGAGGCGCAGGGAGCCCCGCGGCAAGAACACGGACCCCUGGAGCCAGCCAGGGAUGCUGUGGUGCUGAGCCUGGAGCCCCAGGCGAUGGCGCCGGAUCCUCCCAUGGAUGCAGCUCAAGACCUGAAUGGCCACCUGCCUGACAGCUUGGGGGCCGAGCCCAGCCCCUCCUCCAUUCGGACCCCACUGGCAGCCCCCACUGUGAUGGUGACCCCUCCCGGGCGCAGUGGCGGCACUGGGCAUCCCCCCUCAGAGCAUUCGGUGGACCGCCUGUGCUGCCUGUUCACUGAUGUCACAUCCCUAAAAAGCUUUGACUCGCUGACGGGCUGCGGUGACAUCAUCGCUGAUGCUGAGGAUGAGGGGGCGGACAGCCAGAGCAGCAGCGGCACGGGGAGCAGCAGCGGGGCCGGACCAGGGGGAGAAGCCCCUGCUGAGGAAGACACGUCUCCAGCCCGGGACUGCAUGCCAACAGUAGUGCCCUCUGUGAUUUCUCCACCUGUGCUCGAGGACCCCCCUACUCCGCUAAAGGCACAGGGCGGCGUGGAGGCCUAUAUGGGAGGCGGCGAAGAGAUGGCCAGCCCUGAGCAGGUCGACGAAGCCGACAUGCAAGAUCUCUGGCACAUGCUGCCCCGCCAGGGCGCCCCUCCCCCUCUAGCCAUGCAGUCCGAGAAAAAGCCCCCCCCAGUGAGAGCCCUGGGACUGAGCAAGAUACCCAUCAGUGGCAGGGUGGGGGCAUGGUCACUUCGGCAGACCACGCCCGAUGAGGGAAGGGGCAAAGAUCUGGCGGCACAAGAGGCCCCGCCCAACAGUGACGAAGGCUACUGGGACUCACCGACACCCGGCCCAGAUGAGGAUGACGAGGGCGGUGAGGAAGAGAGCGCCAGUCCCUUGCUGCGGGACAGCUGCAGUGGCGAUGCCCUCUAUGAUCUCUAUGUUGACCCCGAGCCGAGCCCAGGCCUGGGAGCUUCUGAUGAGGAGGUGACCAAGCUGAGCAAGCUGACCAAGCCCCCCCAGGUGGGCCCCUCCCCCGAGGCUGCCUCCUCCUUCCGCUCCCUGAAGGGCAGCACCAGCCUGCCCCGCGACUCCAGGAUCCCCAUCAGCGCUAAGCAGGUGGCGCCGUCUCACUCUGCCAGCCAGGGGGCGCUGCUGCCUGGCCCACCUGAUGCCCCACAGCCCAAGACUGAACUGCCCCGUACCAAGAUACCCGUGUCCAAGGUCCCAGUGCGCCGCAUCAGCAAUAAACCAACGAGCACCAGGCUCCAUGACACUCACAGGAAGUAGAGGGGCUGGAAUUAACUGCAGGAAGUGCAAAGCCUCCGUCAAAAACCACCUUUACGUAUGACAAUAUGGAUGCCUACUCUGCCUACCGAGUUUCAUGUUCUGGCAGCCUGUUAAGACCACCUUACUGCUGAUUUUUUAUAUGUCACCUCCCUAGCAUAGAAGCCUGCGGAGUACUGCAGCAAAUCAAACUAAUGCGUAGAGUGGGAUGACCCUGCACCCAUACUAUCAGGAAUACCAGCUGUAAUCCUCAAUGCCUUCUCACCAUGCUGCACUGCAACACGAGAAUGAGGGAACGAUGCAACAGUGGAGCUCUGGAACACUGGAGCUCUGGAACAACUGAGCACCGAAGCACUGGAAUAUCGAAGCUCGGUAAUAGUGAAGCACUGGAGCAUUGGAGCACCAGAAUACCGAAGCACUGGAACAUUUGAGUUCCAGAACAUCUGAGCACUGAAAUACUGCAACACCAGAGCAUGAUCUGUCUGUGGUACUGUAAACACAGCUAUAAUAGGAAAUAUGUCAAGAGAAGAAAUAUGUACAGAGACACUGAUCAGCAGAGAGGUCACCUCGUACACAGGAGGACAGUCAGAGGAUUGAGAGCGAGGAGUUAUGGGCAUCUAGAGUUUCAGAUGAAGACAUGGUGCCCCAGCUGACCCCAGAAACAGCCACCUGUUUGAGGAUCAGCAAUGACUACCCAUAAUCCUCCAGGCUCCCCUGCAGUGCUCUCUGUUUAACAUGGAGGACCCUUUUGCUGCAGUGUCCUUCAAUUGUGAUUUAUAAAACUGUCACGCCAUGUGUGGAUUGUUUUUGGUCCGACUUGCCGUGUAAAACAGUCUUCCGGCACACAUGGGACUGCGAGCUAUGUGGAGUUCUCAGCACCAGAACCAGAUCAGGGAUCGAUGUCUCUGUUUUGAGACGUUCUUUGUUUGACCAAGGCCUUUUUCUACAGCUCUCUCCUCCCUGAAACAGCCCUUUGGCUCAUAAUUUUUGUAGAAGCCGCUUGCC